Messenger RNA from Thlaspi arvense, 1595 nucleotides. The record is from the annotation of a GenBank genome assembly. Lineage: Eukaryota; Viridiplantae; Streptophyta; Magnoliopsida; Brassicales; Brassicaceae.
AUGCAAGCUCUUCAAUCUUCCUCUCUCCGUGCGUCUCCCCCGAAUCCACUUAUAAGGCCUUCGAAUCGACAGUCGCAUCAGAUUACCAAUGCGAGACCCACGAGGAGACGCUCCUUCAUCUCCGCAUCAGCCGCUGUUUCCGCUCCUAAACGCGAGACGGAUCCGAAGAAACGGGUUGUGAUUACCGGUAUGGGUCUCGUUUCUGUCUUUGGUAACGACGUCGAUGCCUACUACGAGAAAUUGCUCUCCGGUGAGAGUGGAAUCAGCUUGAUUGAUCGAUUCGACGCCUCCAAGUUCCCGACUCGAUUCGGUGGUCAGAUCCGUGGACAUGAAUUUGAUUUUUCUUUGAUGAUUGAUAAGCUGAAAGCUGGAGUACUAGUUGGGACUGGUAUGGGUGGUUUGACUGUAUUUUCAGACGGUGUUCAAGCUCUAAUUGAGAAAGGUCACAGGAGAAUAUCUCCAUUUUUCAUUCCUUAUGCCAUCACAAACAUGGGUUCCGCUUUAUUGGCGAUCGAUCUUGGUCUUAUGGGUCCAAACUACUCCAUCUCAACCGCUUGUGCCACCUCCAACUACUGCUUUUACGCUGCUGCGAACCACAUUCGCCGCGGUGAAGCUGAUAUGAUGAUUGCUGGUGGAACCGAGGCUGCCAUUAUUCCUAUUGGGUUGGGAGGUUUUGUUGCUUGCAGGGCGUUGUCGCAGAGAAACGAUGACCCUCAAACAGCUUCAAGGCCAUGGGAUAAACAAAGAGAUGGCUUCGUCAUGGGUGAGGGAGCUGGUGUUCUGGUGAUGGAAAGCUUGGAACAUGCGUUGAAACGUGGUGCUCCAAUUGUAGCAGAAUAUCUUGGAGGCGCUGUUAACUGUGAUGCUCAUCAUAUGACUGAUCCAAGAGCUGAUGGGCUUGGUGUCUCUUCAUGCAUUGAGAGCUGCCUUGAAGAUGCUGGUGUAUCACCCGAGGAGUCUAUGAUAGGUCACUGCCUCGGUGCAGCUGGAGGUCUCGAAGCCAUCGCCACCGUGAAGGCUAUCAACACUGGAUGGCUUCAUCCCUCAAUCAACCAAUUUAACCCAGAACCAGCCGUUGACUUUGACACGGUCGCAAACGAGAAGAAGCAGCACGAGGUGAAUGUUGCUAUAUCAAAUUCAUUUGGGUUUGGUGGACACAACUCAGUCGUCGCUUUCUCUGCCUUCAAACCCUGAUUUCUUCAAACCUCUUAAAGAAUCUCUUCCCCGUUUUGUUACAUCACCAUUACCAUCAUCAUUCAUCAUCUUCCUUGCAGCUUCUCUUGGUUCACAAGUUUGUUGAGCUCUUUCUCUGGCCUUUUCACGUUUCAUUCAGCUUUUGUCUUGUUGUUUAUUGAGCUGUUGAGAUUUCAGAUUUUGCUUCUCUAUCUUCUGUACGGAAAUGUUUUGUAUCUUUAGCUCGCUUCAUAUUUGUCUAAUUUAUAAACCGAAACCAAGAAUCUUGUAGCAAGGUUGUUAGAGUCGCAAUAAAUCCAAUUGGAGGAUUUUAUCUUUUUCUCAACAAUACUCUCGAGUGUUUGUAUCUCUGUUUAAUGAAAUCAAAUUUAUUGAAAAGAGUAUAUAAUUGCAGAUUAGUA